AUGGAUAGAAAAACCAAUAACCAUAAGAUAGCGAUAUGGUGGACUGAUGAACUGACGAAGGCAAUACUCCAGCGAAAAGAUGCCUUUGCGGAAUAUAUAAGAGAACCCAAUUUGGAAAAUUAUAUCAGAGUAAAGGAAUUGAAAGCCAGAACCAAACGUAUGAUCAAGACCGAAAAAAGGAAUAGUUUCAGAAAAUUUACCGAAAGUAUAAAUUUCAACAAUAGCAAGAAAGCAUGGAAUACCAUACAAAAAUUCAAAGGUAGUAAAGAUGGACAUACCUGCACUAACCAACCCGAGGUUGAAACCGUGGAAAAAUUAAUGAUCAAACUAACAGAAAAUAAAUCACCCCUGAUAUCUUUUAACCUAGAGAACAACCUUUCCCCUAUGAUCACCCCAUUGGAGAUUCGUAAACUUAUACCGGAAAAAGACUCUGCUCCUGGAAUGAAUUCGCUGACAUAUCCAAUGUACAGAAAUCUACCUAUAAUGGCUUGGGAAAAAUUAGCGGAAAUAUUCAACAAGUUACUUGUAAAUCCACAAACUAUAAAUACCUCAAUGAAAUUUUUAAUACUCCCUUUCGGCAAACCAGGUAAAGACGUCAACAAUGUAGACAAUUUACGACCCAUCUCGUUGGCACCCUGCUCAGUGAAAAUAUUGGAGUCAAUAGUAAAACACAGGAUAGAAAAGAUAACAGAGGAAAAUGUAGAAAAAAAUAAUCCCUACAGUUUCGGUUUUAGACGAGGAAAAUCUAUUUACGACAAUCUCUUGGUGGCAUGCUCCAGCAUCUAUGAAUCCUUUAUACGGAGAAAAUUCACUAUCAUUAUUUUUCUGGAUAUAAAAGCAGCUUAUGAUAAUGUAAACCUACAUAUUCUUAAGGACGAUUUAUAUGAUAUCGGCAUACCAGUAGACAUCGCAAAUCUGAUUAUAGCUUCAAUGAAUUAUCGGGAAUUAUAUUUUCAUGAUAAAGAUGCAGACAGCAUAAAGGGACCCUGGAUAGCGCAUGAAGGAUUAAUACAGGGAUCAUUACUUAGCCCUACAUUAUUUAAUGUAUAUCUCUUGAAAGUUGGGGUGUGCGCAGCGGGAAAUGUUAAGAUCUGUCAGUACGCUGAUGAUCUAUUUUUAGAAUGUACAGGAUGGGACAUAGGAGAGAUAUGGGAAAAUCUAGAUAAAACCUUAAAAAAUCUAGGAGAAUGGCUGGGAAAGAGAAACCUCAAAAUGUGUGCAGAAAAAUGUGCUGCAAUGUUAUUUGCACGUAGACCCAUACCUGAGCAAAUACCAAAGUUCUCCAUCGAAGAAACAGAAAUCCCCUGGAAACAAGAGAUAAAAUAUCUAGGAGUAACAUUAGAUCAAAAACUCAAUUGGACAAAACAAAUAGAUAAGGUCUGCGGCAAAGCAAUGAAGAACUGUAACAUACUGAGAACAUUAUGUGGAACCUGGUGGGGUGCCCAACCUAGAGUACUGUUGGGGAUAUAUAAAUCGCUGAUCCGACCACACUUGGAUUUUGGGGCUCUAUUAUAUGGAACAUGCUCUGUGACCUCUCUGAGGAAGUUAGACAGGGUGCAAUAUCAUGCACUGAGAAUAAGCUUGGGACUCAUGCGAUCUGCACCAAUAAACAUUAUCCUUUCAGAAAGUGGAGAAAUGAAACUAGAAAAAAGAAGAAUAUUACUAUCGUCAAAAUAUAUACUAAAAAGAAUGAGAUGCAGAAAUGACCCAAUACUGCAAAACAUUGAAGAACUCACACUUUUCAAAGGUUUUUGGAACAAUAAUAGAAAACCACCCUUUGUAGAAGCGUAUGAAAGAGUAAAGCCCAGAAUUAAACUCAUGGAGAGAUCACAAAAACUUCCAGUCUACAACUUGAAUAUUGAUAUGCACAUCAGAGACCAUGAUAUAGUGGUAGCUCCAAUAAAAAAAAAUUGCAUCGACGCACCUUUGAAGUUCCAAUCCUUUUGCGAGAGGCAUAUUAGAUCCCCAUAUCAGGCUGUUUAUACCGAUGCAUCAAAACAGGACAAUCCUCGGACCGUUGGAGCUGGAAUAUACUCUGAAAAUAUAUCGGCAUCUCUCAGAUUACCAGAUCAUUGGGCUAUAUACACAGCAGAAAUGUUCGCAAUUGGAUAUGCCUUAGAGUGGUCCCUAAAGAACAACCCUAGAACAAAUAUCAUCAUUUUCACGGAUUCACGAAGCGCAAUCAUGAAACUCAAAAACUGGAAAAUAAAAACUGACAUACAUGCUAUAGAAAUUAGGGUUAAAGCACUGCUAAUAAGAGCAGAGGAGAUGGGAAUUAAUGUUAAAUAUGUGUGGAUCCCCAGCCAUUCUGGCAUAGCUGGGAACGAGGAGGCAGAUAGGCUGGCUAACAGAGGGAGAGAAAAAGAUGUAACGAAUUACGAGGGUAGCUACCAGGAUGUUUACAACAUGAUUAGACAAGAAGUCAAGAAGGAAUGGCAUAUAGAAUGGAAGGAAAUGGGCAAAAGUAAAGGAAAAACCUACGUCAAUAUGGUGGGAGUUAAGGAUAACAUUACGGGAAACAAGUUAAUAGGGACAGAUAUUUCAAGAAAAACAUUAACAACAAUGAUUAGAUUGAGAUCUGGACAUGUGCUAUCACCCCAACACCUAUACAAAAUAAAAAUCAAAGAUGAGGAAAAAUGCCAUUGUGGCGAUCGCGGUGAUAUAAGACACAUAUUUUUCGAGUGUUCAUUAAAUCAGGAAAAUUGCUCACUAUUUUAUACAAGAUUAGAAGCAUUCGCCUUUCAACGCCUAAUUAAUCUGAAUGAGGUCAUUUUCAGCCCCUCUCCUGAUGUAGCAAAGCUCAUAUCUGAGUUCCUCAGGGCCUCAAACAUUAAGCUGUAA
Coccinella septempunctata (seven-spotted ladybird) is the source of this 2841-nucleotide messenger RNA. RefSeq lists its product as uncharacterized. Gene Ontology annotation, molecular function: RNA-DNA hybrid ribonuclease activity; nucleic acid binding. Lineage: Eukaryota; Metazoa; Arthropoda; Insecta; Coleoptera; Coccinellidae. The record is from RefSeq and is a predicted model, not a curated record. The coding region runs from base 1 to 2841 and encodes 946 amino acids. The transcript has a single exon.